GCAGGCGGCGGCCGCCAGCGCCGUCCCGCCCCCCCCGGCCCGGCCCGGCCCGGCCGGCGCGGCGGCUCCCGGCGCAGAGGCUCCUGGCGGCAGCGGGGGCAGGACCGGCCGCCGCGAUGCACUCGCUCUUCAGGAAGCGCAACAAGGGCAAGUACAGCCCCGCGGCGCAGAAGAGCAUCUCCAGCAAAGAGCUGACCGAGCUCAUCGAACGCCUGCAGAAAAAUGCGGACCAAGUGGAGAAAAACAUUGUGGAGACUGACUCCCGAAUGCAGAGCGACUUGCACAAGAUCAAGGCCUGCCAGCUGGCUCAGUACAAAGACCUCACAGCUCAGAAACUCUCCGAGUCGGACAAGCUGCUCUAUGUGCUGGAUGGGGAUGCUGCAAUUGCCAAGCACAUGAAGCACCCCCAGGGUGAAAUGAUCACCGAAGACAUCCGGCAGCUGAAGGAACGAGUGGCAAACUUGCGUGUGAAACAUGGCCAGAUCUACAACUUCUCCCUGCAGCAGGUUGAGCCCCAGGUCAACUGGUCGACAGUGAUCGAGGAGAAACAGGACAUGCUGAGCAGCAAGGGCUUCGGGACUGACCUGCCGCUGGUCAAUAGCCAAGUGGAGGAGCACAACAUCUUCCACAACGAGGUGAUGGCCAUCAGCCCACACAUCGCCAAGGAAGGCGGCAAGGACCACACAAGCGACCUCCAAAUCAAGUACCAGAAACUGCUGGCUGGCUCCCAGCAGCGGCAGCAGGAUUUGAACUCCCUGCAGGACUACAUGCAGCGCUGCACAAACAAGCUCUACUGGCUGGAUCAGCAGGCGAAGGACAGGACGCAUUAUGACUGGAGUGACCACAACCUGGACUACCCCAGCCGGCGCCGCCAGUACGAGAACUUCAUCCACCGGAAACUAGAAGAGAAAGAGGAAGCCAUCAACAAGCUGCACGCGGAUGGAGACCAGCUGCUUGCCCAGAAUCACCCUGGGAAGAAUGCCAUCGAGGCUCACAUAGAGGCAGUCCACGCGGACUGGAAGGAGUACCUCAACUUCCUGAUCUGCGAGGAGAGCCAUCUGAAGUUCAUGGAGGACUUCCACAAGUUCCAGAAAGACACUAAGGAUGCCCAGGAGCUCUUGAAGAAGGUAGAUACAGACUUGGACCAAAAAUUCAGCCCGGAGUUCAAGGAUAGAUACCAGCUCGAGUCUCUCCUCAGGGAGCUGGACGACCAGGAGAAGGCCUUGGAUAAGUACGAUGCCGUGGUGAAGUCCCUGCAGGAGCGCAGCCAGCACGUUCUCCCGCUGAGGCACCGCCGGGAGACGCCGCUGCAGCCCAUUGCCGUGGAGGCUCUCUGCGAGUAUGAAGGCGAGCAGGGCCAGAUAACCCGAGGAGCCCGCUACACCCUGCAGAAGAACAGUGGAGACAUUUGGGAUGUGACAGAUAGCUCGGGACACAAAAUCAGCGCCCCUGGAGUCUGCUUCAUGAUCCCCCCCGCUGACCCCGAAGCGGUAGCGCUCGCUGACAACAUUGCCAACCAGUAUAUGAACGUGAAGGAGAAGACUACCAACUGCAAGAACAUCCUCCAGCAGCGCUACGAGGGGCUAAAGGCAGACAGCAUCGGAGAUGCAGCAUCAGUUCAGGGGCGCCAGCUUCUGGCAGGGCUGGAGAAAGUGAAUAGUGACCUGGACAAGCAGGAAAAAGCAAUAACAGCAAAUCUUCGUCCCCCACUGGAGCAGAGUCGGGCUGUGCAGGACAGCACUGAGCGCUCCAAGGAGCUGAAGAACAUCACCAAUGAGGUCCGCCGCAUUGAACCAGACAAAAUAAGGAAGAUCCAGGAGUGCGAGGUCUUCAUUGAAUCUGUGCCGAACACUGGCAGCGCCACCUUGGUCAAAAAGAAGGUGGAGGACACCAGCAACAAGUAUGACCGUGUAGUCCAGCUGCUCAACGCUGCCCAAGAAAAAGUUGAGGUGGCCACACACCUCGAGAGGAGCCUCCAACAAGGCCGAGACCUGCUGUCUACAUAUGAGAACAAACUGGUCGUAGAUGAUACUGUACCAGAAGAUUUGCGGGUUGUAGAUCGUAAGAAAGAAGAGCUAUUGGCCAUGGGUUCCGAACUCCAAUCCAAAAGGUUCUUGCUCAGUGAAGCAGAACAGAACUUGCUAAAAACGAAGACAUGCUCCAACACCCUGGCUAGCAAGUUCCAAGAGCACUGCCCUGACAUCGAGCGGCAGGAAGCUGAGCUCUACAAACUCAACCAGCGCUUCAAUAACCUCAGCAAGCAAAUUGACCACAGAACUCAAACCCUGCAGAAAGCAAGAAGUGCCUAUUCCAACUACCGCACAAACUAUGACAGAAUCAACCAGUUCCUUUGCAACAUACCUAACUAUGAGCCGCAGGAGACAGAUAACAUUCAGCAAGUUGAAGUGAAGCUGAAGAACCAAGCGGCACUCCUAAGUGACAUCGCAAGCAAGGAACAGGAGGUGCAGAAAGUCUCCACCACAGCUCAGCAAUACCAGCAGGCAGUGAAGGACUAUGAGUUAGAAGCUGAGAAGCUACGGUCCAUCCUUGACCUCGAGAACGGACGGAAUGGGUACAUGAGCAAGAAGCCCAGACUCCAAUCUCCAGCUGCUAAAGUGAAAGAGCAGGAAGCUGUUCUAGCAGCCAAGUUCACUGAAGUGAAUGCUGUUAAUAAACAGAGGCUGCAGAAUCUAGAAUUUGCUCAGAACCUCCUGCGGCAGCAGCAGCCAGAGGUUCAAGUGAUGCAAGACUUUGUCCAGACCAAAAAAUCCGUAAGGCCUCUGGAAGAAGUCUGGAAGCUGAAGAAAGAGCUUGAGGAUGAGACCCAGCGUCGGCAGCAGCUAGAAGCAGAGAUCAAAGCCAUUCAGAACAACAUUGUCCACCUGCAAAAUCAGAAGCCCCAAGAAACUGUAGUUAAGAAAGAACUGCUGAAAAAAGUGCCUGACCCUCAACUGGAUGAGAGCUUCCACAAAAUGCAGCAAAAUCUAGCAGAAGAGCAGCGCAAAAACCAGGUGCUCCAGGAUGAGCUGGAGGCCCUGAAACUUAGGCUGCGUGUUUUGGAGCACGAGAAGAGGGAAGGAGGACAGGAGUAUAUUGUGAAAGAGGUGCUACGUAUUGAACAAGAUAAGGCUCAAGCUGAUGAAAUCCUGAAGCUCAAGGAAGAACUGGAAGAGCUUAGGAGGCAGGAAGGCACUAGAGAGAACGAAGUCAUCCUUCUACGCCAACAAAUUGCUGUGCUCUCCAGCGAGAAGAACAAAGAGCAGGAGAAGGUAACAGAGAAGGAGGUGCUGAAGCUGCAGAAUGAUCCACAGCUGGAGAUGGAAUUCCAGAUAUUGCAAGAGACCAUGCAGAGGGAGAGUGCCCUUAGACAGAAGCAAGAGGAAGAGCUCUGCUUCCUCCAGGAGAAGCUCAAACGUCUUGAAAAGGAACGGGCCAUCGCUGAGGGCAAAAUUACUGUCAAGGAGGUGCUAAAGGUGGAGAAAGACUUGGCAAUUGAGAGAGAGGUGAAUGAGCUUCGGCGCCAGUACGAAGAUGAGAAAUCCAAGGGUCGUUCCAAUGAGCGGGAAAAGGCUGAGCUGCUCAGGAAGAUCCAGCUGCUAGAGGAGGAGAAUGCCAAGGUGGUUGUCCAGGAGAAAGUGCGUGAGAUUGUGCGCCCAGAUCCUAAGGCUGAAAAUGAAGUUGCCAACCUUCGUUUGGAGCUGGUAGAGCAGGAGAGAAGAUGCCGGGGUGGUGAUGAACAACUGAAGACCUGCCAGACUGAGCUGGCUGCUCUGAAAAACAGAGGGCCACUGGUAGAAGUCAAAGAAGUCAUUAAGGAGGUCAUUAAGUACAAGAAUGAUCCCGAAACUGAAAAGGAGCUACAGCGACUUCGGGAGGAAAUCAUAGACAGGACAGGAGCAAUUGAAAGAGCUGACUUGGAGAUCUACCAGCUGAAACAAGAGAUACAAGCCUUGAAAGAAACCAAGCCUCAAGUGCAUAUGAAGGAAGUUGUUCAAGAAAUUCUGCAGUUUCGGGAAGACCCCAAGACUAGAGAGGAGGUAGAGUCUCUGAGAAUUCAGCUAGCAGAGGAACAGAUGAAACACAUUGACCUAGAGAGGGAGCGGCUACUCCAAGAAGAGAAAAUUAGACAGAAGGAGGAGGAACUUUCCCAGGUGAAGGAGAAGGUGGUCCAACAGGAAGUAGUGAAGUAUGAGCAAGAUCCUGCCUUGAAAGCUGAAGUCAACUCCUUCUCUCAGAGCAUUGAGAGCGAACUGAAGCAAAUUGACUGCCUCCGUGAAGAACUCCGCAAGCUGCAGAGGCGGCGAUCUGAAUUAGAACGUCAGCUGGAAGAACUUGAGAAAGAGAGACAGGCACGCAGAGAGGCUGAACUGGAGGUGCAGAGGCUGAGGAUUAGGUUGAAUGAGUUAGAAGAACAGGAAAGGGAAACAACAGAAAGAGUGACUGUGAAACAGAAAGUGAUCCUGCAGCAAGAUCCUCAGCAAGAGAAGGAACACUCCCUCCUCAGGCUGGAGCUGGAAGAAGAGAAGCACCGGAGACAAGUCUUGCAAACUGAACUGGAAGCCCUGAGAAAGAAGCUUCUUUCUUUGGAGAAGAUGGAAGUCAAAGAGAAAGUGGUCUUUUCAGAGAGCGUCCAAGUGGACAAAGGAGACACAGAGUAUGAGAUUCAAAAGCUGAAGAGCACUCUGGAGGAGGAGAGUAGGCGUAAGAGGGAGCUGGAUGCAGAUAUCAACCGGCUUGAAACCAGGUUGUCCGAGGUGGAGUUCAACAACUCUAAGUCAUCAAAGGAGUUAGACUUAUUAAGAGAGGAAAACCACAAACUACACCUUGAAAAACAGAACCUGCUGAUGGAAACAAGGAGGCUGCAGUCAGAGAUUGAACUCACAGCAACAGAAGCUCGAGAUCUGAGAAACAUGACCCAUGCGGACAGUGGAAUAAACCUGGACUCCAGAUUCCAAGCUUUGGAAAGGGAGUUAGAUGAUCUGAAGCAGUUAUCUAGAGAAAAGGAUGCAGAGAUUGAGCAACUCCAAAAUCGCCUCAAGACAGUGGCUAUCAAGAGGGAACAAAGAGAGAACCACCUGAGGCGCUCUAUCGUGGUCAUUGACCCCGACACAGGCAAGGAGAUGUCUCCAGAGGAAGCUCAUAGGCUUGGCCUCAUUGAGUGGAGCCUAUUUGUCAAACUGAAGAGCCAGGAAUGUGAUUGGGAAGAGAUCUCAAUAAAGGGUCCCAAUGGGGAAUCGUCCGUGAUCCUUGACAGGAAGUCUGGUAGAGAGUUCUCAAUUGAGGAUGCCUUGAAGAGCGGAAGGCUAACCAUGGCUCAAUAUGACAGUUACCUCAACAAGGAGAUGUCAAUCCAGGAGUUGGCAGUCUUGGUGUCCGGAAGUAAUUACACAGCGCUCCCUCCACUUUAGAAACGUUCUUAAAAGCAGCUAGUCAGAGCUGCACUACUUGUUAGACUACCAGAUCACUGCAAAUCCUUGCCCUCCUUUGCCUCUUCCAAAAUGCUAGAGCCAGUGCCUCAGCCAUCACAAGCAUGCUAUGAAGCCACACUGCUUGCUGUGAUACAUUGCAGAAAAGCACUACCAAUAGUGGAAAACACAUUCAUCAAGACUACGUUAAAACUUCAUCCCCUUCUUCAGUCUUAUUUAAUCACUCAACCUAACAAAAAACAAGACAAAAAGCCUUAAACUCGUGAAGUAUCUAAGUCUGAAGACUCAGCAGAGCCUGCAGUUUCUUCAGCAUAUACUCACAUAAAAAGCUGUAUACAGCAGACAUUAGGGAGAUUGAAGGUCAAGAUGACUCCAAGAUGGCCAGCAGAAGCUGGUUGCGUCAACUGCAAGUUGUUAAGCCAGAGAGUUUCAUUGUGGACAGAUGACUAAAUGAUGGGAUCUUCCUCUGAGAAAACCAGCUCUGUAGACAAAAGGUGUAAUAUACAUCUUAAUUCGGUAUCACCACAUUAAUAUCUGAACACCGUCAUUUUGUUCACCUCUGUGCCUAUGCUGCUGGGGAAGAAUGAAGCAAAGCACAGUAAUUUGAUGGUGUCAGUUCUAGAUUCGGGAGGAGCAUUCAUGUAUCAUAGGGUUCACCAAAAAGUAUGUGAAGAGAUGGCAAUAUUGCCAAACACAAGAUGCUAGCGUAAAGCAUGCAACUGUAACCAAAUGCAGAGUGCCUUCUAAAUACAGUUAGCUUACCUCAUGGUUAAAAGCCACUUGUGCUGGUAUUUUACUGAAUAGAGUUACAUGCAGCUACACGUUUCAUUUACUUGUGUAAGGGAAUGGGAAAUAGAGGGAAAUUCUAUUUAUAGUACAAAAUAAAAAUGCAGUGGUUCCAAUCAGAA
This is a messenger RNA of Dromaius novaehollandiae (emu), 6334 nucleotides long. RefSeq names its product periplakin (gene PPL). The transcript has 22 exons. The coding region runs from base 117 to 5408 and encodes 1763 amino acids. Gene Ontology annotation, cellular component: cytoplasm; intermediate filament; membrane. Gene Ontology annotation, molecular function: cadherin binding; structural molecule activity. NCBI's taxonomy places the organism in Eukaryota, Metazoa, Chordata, Aves, Casuariiformes, Dromaiidae. The record is from RefSeq and is a predicted model, not a curated record. Gene Ontology annotation, biological process: intermediate filament cytoskeleton organization; wound healing.